UCUUCCUGUUUUUUUUAUCUUUUAUUUUUCCGUGUCAAACAAACCGUUUUUCCACAUCCAGCUUUAGACGACGAUGCUAAAAUUAUCCGUUUAAAUCUCAGUCACCUCCCCUUUUGCUACGAGGAAGAAAUCUUAAUUGGAUUAAGAAAAAGCUUGAACAUCUUUGGACGUAUUGUUGAUGUAGGAGUCUCAUUAGAAAAAGAUUUUGGGACCUACGUCGGACAAGGAUAUGCGGUCAUUGACACUUACCAAUCAGCCGAAGCUGAUAUCCCGUAUGCUUUACUGACGCACAAUGUUCCUUGGUGUAACUCACCAUUUCGUGGAUUUAGAGCUACUUGGCAUAAUAUGCCACCCUUCUGUACCUACUGUCACGAUGCUACGGGUACACAUAAUGCUCGAGACUGCCCGAAGACACGCCACCACAAGCGUGCCGAAAUCGUUCUUGUCAAGGCACAACCUAAAUGCUGGGAGUGUGAUAGCAGGGGGCAUCUGCGAUAUGCAUGUCUGUUAAAAAAGCCU
This is a messenger RNA of Mucor mucedo, 519 nucleotides long. RefSeq lists its product as uncharacterized. The transcript has a single exon. The record is from RefSeq and is a predicted model, not a curated record. The annotation marks the transcript as partial. NCBI's taxonomy places the organism in Eukaryota, Fungi, Mucoromycota, Mucoromycetes, Mucorales, Mucoraceae.